GAUUUUUGGGCGCGUCGUAGAAAGCGUGCGAUGGACAGCCAGACUCAAUACAUAUAGUACUGUUAGUCUUGCACUCACUUGACCGGCAAGCUACCUGCCUAGUGCCAUGAUCAGAAGUCUCGCUGGAUGCUGAGACCAGUGGCUGCCUUGAAACAUAAUGGAACGCUUCGAGACAAUUCAGCAUCAAGCUGGUGACGAAGACGCACUUGCUGAUGAAGAGCCAUCUCUGCUCGUUGUCAUUCUCGACACAAAUCCCAUCGCUUGGGAAGCAUUACAGCUUCAGCUGCCAUUCGAAAAAGUCCUUGCUGAUGUGCUCGUCUUUGUCAAUGCGCAUAUUGCCUUUGAUCACGCCAAUCAGGCCGUCUUGAUUGCCUCUCACAUCGAUCGCGCGUGCUAUCUAUAUCCAACACCUGAAACGAGGUACGAACAUCAGGUCGAUCCACAUCGCGCUGCAAACGCAUAUCGGCCGUUUAUUGUCGUACAAGACCAAGUUGUACAGAAUCUAAAGACUCUGAUUGACAAUACAACGACAGAGCACAUUGCCGCUCAAAAAGCUUCAAUGAUGUCUGGUGCCAUCACACUCGCACUGGGUUAUAUCAACAAGUUGAAUGCUGCACGGAACGAAACAACAACGGCUGCUGGAACUGAGGCCAUGGGAACAACGACUUCGCAGCAGCGCGUCAAGGCACGGAUCCUAGUCCUCUGUGCCUCGGGUGAUUUGGCCUUCCAAUACAUUCCCAUGAUGAACUGCAUCUUUUCUGCACAAAAACUGCAUGUUCCAAUAGACAUCAUAAAACUCGCUGGGGAUGCCGUCUUUCUACAGCAAGCAAGCGAUGCCACAGGCGGUACCUAUAUGGAUGCAUCCUCAGCGAACGAUAAUGGUGGUGGCUUUCUACAACGACUCAUGAUGAUUUACUUGCCAGAUCAAAAUCUGCGCAAGCACUUGAACCUGCCAAAGCAGGAGAAUGUCGAUUUCAGAGCUGCCUGCUUCUGUCAUAAGCGUGUACUUGACGUUGGCUUUGUCUGCUCCGUGUGUCUCUCAAUUUUUUGCUCACCGAUACCCAAGUGUUCAGUCUGUGAGGCUGAUUUCAAUAUACAAGAACUCAAAGCAUUCGGAGCGAAACCACAAGUCGCAAUACAAAAGAAGAAGAAACGCCUCGGCGAGAGCACAAGUACAGAGACGCCCAUCGAGAUAUAAUAAACAAAGUCUUGCAAUCUCCUAUAUUUGUACAGCUAUGUAAUGCACA
This is a messenger RNA of Protomyces lactucae-debilis, 1247 nucleotides long. RefSeq names its product TFIIH subunit Tfb4/p34. Lineage: Eukaryota; Fungi; Ascomycota; Taphrinomycetes; Taphrinales; Protomycetaceae. The record is from RefSeq and is a predicted model, not a curated record. Gene Ontology annotation, biological process: regulation of DNA-templated transcription; nucleotide-excision repair. Gene Ontology annotation, cellular component: transcription factor TFIIH core complex; transcription factor TFIIH holo complex. Bases 158 to 1198 code for a protein of 346 amino acids. The transcript is spliced from 2 exons.